CUCUCUAUCUCUCUCACUAUGUGUCUGUAGUGACUCUGCUUCUAUAUUUAACCUGCAGGCCUGCUCUCUCUCUCUCUCUCUCUCUCACACACAUACUCGACAUAAAGGAGGCAGCUGAGAGACGACGAGCAGGAUGGAGGAGCAGGCGACAUCCCGGCGAUCUGUGGCUGAGCUUGCAGGAAAAUUCAAAGGCUCGGCUCAUCCACACGAUGCUGCUGGGAAUGAAACACAGGAGAAGCCUGUCAGACGACGACCCCCUCGCUCUCUUCAACUCACCAAACCCCACGGAGACGACCAGGAGCAGCCUCCAGGUGUCACCUCUCCUCUACCUGCUAAAGCCAAGAGGAACUCUGCUCUGAUUGAGAAGCUCCAGGCCAACUUGGCUCUCUCUCCUACGACCAUGCUGCCCUCUCCAAAGAGUCCUGGCUUCAGGCUGCUGCCUCCCGCCUUCACGCCAACCCCCCCUGGUCCUGAUCCAGUGUCCACAGUAACCACCUCGUCCACUGUGACCCCCACCAGCCCCGUCACCGCCGUCACUCCGUCAACUGAGGAAGAAGGACCCUCCUCCUUUGAAACCCCUCCCACUGCGGCAGAAGGAUCCAUCCUGUCAAACAGCAGCAUCAAGGGAAGAGCUCGCCACUCACUACGGCGGCGUCCUCCUUCCCGCCGCAACAGGAAGUCGAGCAGUGGAGACGAAGUUGGCGCUGCCAUCGAGGGAGUAGAUGCAUCUCUGAGCUCCCCAACUGAUCCAGAGGAAAAAACGACAGGAGAAGGAGGCGAGAAGGAGGCAGGAGAAGAGGUUUGCAAGAAGGAAAGUGAAAUAGACGAGUCGGAGGACAAAACUUUAACGUGUCCUGAGAAAAACGAAUCCCACCAGGAAGAUGAGUCAAAGAUCAGUGUUGAGAACAGAGAAGAAGAUGAGGAGAAGAAGGAGGGAUCUGUGGGAGGAGAUGAAGGAGAUAGAGCUACAUCAGGAAGAAAGGAGGAGGAGGAGGAGAAGGAGAAAAACGCUGAAAAGCAGAAAGAAGAUUUGACUGAAGGAGCGACAAACACAGACAGCAAAGAAGAAGAAAAUACUGAGGAGACGACUAGUUAGAGUUCAGCCUGAUGAUCAAUGAGAUGUCCGGCCGAGUCGGAGCCCUGCAGCCAUCAUGAGCCCCUGGGGGGCUGGGAGGGAGACCCUGCAGCAGAGAGGCCUGGAGGGAAAGGCCCGUCUGAAAGUCUGGACAACAUGCAGACAAAUAUUUAUUAAACUUUGUCAAAGCGGUGUGUUUUAUCCGAUUUGGUGGAGAUGAAGUGAGAAAACCAUCUUAUAUCUCAUGAGUUUAACUUGUAAAGAGUCUCUGAUGUAAAUUAGGAAGUUAACUGAAGGUCCAGCAUUAAUUCAGUAUGAAAUGCAGCUUGACAAGAAAACUCCUGGAAACGAUUGAUGUGAAUUUGUUUUUGCUAAUCCUCAAUUUGAAGCCUUUUUACACUGCAUUGCCUUUUUUUUAUAAUGUGAAUUUGAUUGUUUUCACUCUUAUGUUCAGUGCCUCCAGAUUUGUGACUGAUGAUGAUGAUGAUGAUGAUGAUAAUGAUGAUGAUGAGUGAUUUGUCUGUACGUCUAUUCUGAGUUGUGCAACAUUAUGUAUUGUCAAAAUAUCAUGCUUGUCUUGAAAUUAUUUUGCUUGUGGGUUCACUCAGUCACCACUGUCAGAGGGAAACCCUGAAUCCUUAUUCCAAACUUUCAUAGAAUACUACGUUUUAACAACCAGCCAUGUUUUAUAACUGUACGAAGAUACAGCAGGUACAGAAACUCUAAAUUCUGUAGUAAAGUUUUUAAGGAAUUAAAAUUCAUAUUUUUCGCUACA
This is a messenger RNA of Centropristis striata (black sea bass), 1850 nucleotides long. It is a transcript of the gene dub, whose product is annotated as duboraya. NCBI's taxonomy places the organism in Eukaryota, Metazoa, Chordata, Actinopteri, Perciformes, Serranidae. The transcript is spliced from 7 exons. Bases 134 to 1096 code for a protein of 320 amino acids. The record is from RefSeq and is a predicted model, not a curated record.